Marmota flaviventris (yellow-bellied marmot) is the source of this 2298-nucleotide messenger RNA. It is a transcript of the gene Tbx5, whose product is annotated as T-box transcription factor 5. Gene Ontology annotation, biological process: cell fate specification; cardiac left ventricle formation; pattern specification process. Gene Ontology annotation, molecular function: DNA-binding transcription factor activity, RNA polymerase II-specific; RNA polymerase II cis-regulatory region sequence-specific DNA binding. The record is from RefSeq and is a predicted model, not a curated record. NCBI's taxonomy places the organism in Eukaryota, Metazoa, Chordata, Mammalia, Rodentia, Sciuridae. Gene Ontology annotation, cellular component: chromatin; nucleus.
UGUCUCCUGCAAGGGUCCUCAGUUCUCCCCGAAACAACUCGAUUUCUGUCCAGUGGGGGCCGAGGUGGACUCCCAGCCCACUUUGUUAUCCCCUCCUCUCCCCCUCGCUGAGAAAAUCGAUCUUGGCUCUAUUCGUGUCUUAUGGUCACCACCCCCAUUGCCCCGGAGAGCACGGGAUUUGUUUAUUUCUUUAUUUAUUCCCCGGGGCCGAGGCGUCCGGGACUGGUGGCCGCAAAGAUCCAGGACUGAGAGACGAAGAUGGAGAGAAAUUAACCUCCGGCCUCUGCCCCCCAGUCAAGCGUGACAGUGCGCGGGCCGGUUGCGUGACUCAUGACGUCUCUGAGUCCUAUAGGUGCAGCGGCUGGUGAGAUAGUCCGUAUCGCCUGGUUGCCUCUUUAUUUUAUUGGGGUAUGCCUGGUAAUAAACAGUAAUAUUUAAUUUGUCGGAGACCACAAACCAACUACGAGCUGGGAGGUGCCGUGUUCCUCUUGACAGACCCUAGAAGAAGGCCUGACCUUAAAAGAUUUCUUUUUCGGGGUGCUUUCAAAGUUCUUCACCUGAGCCCCUGCCUCAGGGAGGCGUCCCUGCUGCCUUCUGGAAAGAAGAGGUGGGAUUUUUGGAGAGCAGAACCUCGCACGGGCACAGGGCCCUGGGCGCACCAUGGCCGACGCAGACGAGGGCUUUGGCCUGGCGCACACGCCUCUGGAGCCUGACUCCAAAGACCUGUCCUGCGAUUCAAAACCGGAGACUACACUAGGGGUUCCCAGCAAGUCCCCGUCGUCUCCGCAGGCCGCCUUCACCCAGCAGGGCAUGGAAGGAAUCAAGGUGUUUCUCCACGAAAGAGAACUGUGGCUGAAAUUUCACGAAGUGGGCACAGAAAUGAUCAUAACGAAGGCUGGAAGGCGGAUGUUUCCCAGUUAUAAAGUCAAGGUGACUGGGCUUAAUCCCAAAACGAAGUAUAUCCUCCUCAUGGACAUUGUUCCUGCGGAUGACCACAGAUAUAAGUUUGCAGAUAAUAAAUGGUCUGUGACCGGCAAAGCAGAGCCUGCCAUGCCGGGCCGCCUCUAUGUGCACCCUGACUCGCCAGCCACAGGGGCGCAUUGGAUGAGACAGCUCGUCUCGUUCCAGAAACUCAAGCUCACCAACAACCACCUGGACCCCUUUGGGCACAUUAUUCUAAAUUCCAUGCACAAAUACCAGCCCAGAUUACACAUCGUGAAAGCAGAUGAAAAUAAUGGAUUCGGUUCAAAAAAUACAGCGUUCUGCACCCACGUCUUCCCGGAGACGGCAUUUAUUGCGGUGACUUCCUAUCAGAAUCACAAGAUCACGCAAUUAAAGAUCGAGAACAAUCCCUUCGCCAAAGGAUUCCGGGGGAGUGACGACAUGGAGCUGCACAGAAUGUCCAGAAUGCAGAGUAAAGAAUACCCCGUGGUUCCCAGGAGCACCGUGAGGCAGAAAGUGGCCUCCAACCACAGUCCCUUCAGCAGUGAACCUCGAGCUCUCUCCACCUCGUCCAACUUAGGGUCCCAGUACCAGUGUGAAAAUGGGAUCUCCGGCCCCUCCCAGGACCUUCUGCCCCCACCCAACCCAUACCCGCUGCCCCAGGAGCACAGCCAAAUUUACCAUUGCACCAAGAGGAAAGAUGAGGAAUGCUCCACCGCAGACCACCCCUACAAGAAGCCCUACAUGGAGACACCCCCCAGUGAAGAGGACCCCUUCUACCGCCCCAGCUACCCGCAGCAGCAGGGCCUGAGCGCCUCCUACAGGACAGAGUCGGCCCAGCGACAGGCCUGCAUGUACGCCAGCUCCGCGCCGCCCAGCGAGCCCGUGCCCAGCCUGGAGGACAUCAGCUGCAACACGUGGCCCAGCAUGCCCUCCUACAGCAGCUGCACGGUCACCACGGUGCAGCCCAUGGACAGAAUCCCCUACCAGCAUUUCUCGGCUCACUUCACCUCGGGGCCCCUUGUCCCCAGGCUAGCCGGCAUGGCCAACCACGGCUCCCCGCAGCUCGGAGAGGGGAUGUUUCAGCACCAGACCUCCGUGGCCCACCAGCCUGUGGUCAGGCAGUGUGGGCCUCAGACUGGCCUCCAGUCCCCCGGUAGCCUGCAGCCCCCUGAGUUCCUGUACUCUCACGGGGUGCCCAGGACCCUGUCCCCCCAGCACUACCACUCCGUGCACGGGGUCGGCAUGGUGCCAGAGUGGAGCGAGAACAGCUGAAGCCGGGUGGCCCUGCCGCAGGCAUUUGCUGAGAGAGAGGAGAGGGGCGAGGGAGAGAGAUGGGCGCAAGGAGGACCCCCC